Messenger RNA from Didymodactylos carnosus, 1926 nucleotides. Lineage: Eukaryota; Metazoa; Rotifera; Eurotatoria; Philodinida; Philodinidae. The record is from the annotation of a GenBank genome assembly.
AAAUAUACUGUUGGCACGCGCCAAUCAGUUCUAGCACUUGUACAAACAGAAAGGUAUAUAAUCCAUGUGCAUAUAUCUGUUCUUUUUUCAUAUAGUUUUACGCUUUAGGUAUUUUUACUAUGAUUAACAUAAACUUUGUAUUUUAGUGUCAUUGAAAAUUUGAAAAAGUUUUACCCCACUAUUGAUUAUGAAGUUGUCAGAAUAAAAACUUAUUCGUUGCAUUGCUGAACGUUCGUUUUUACGACGGAUCGGCGGCGGUUACAGUGUACCGAAUGCUGUUCGAACGCAAUACGAUGGAAAAGAGCUGAUCAUCGAUGGCAUAUUAUUGAAUUUAGACGGAACAAAAUUUGUUAAAGAUCGCAUUAUUUAUUCCGAAAUAAAUUAGAAAUAAACAAGACGGUCUCAAGAAAAGGAAGUGAUUCUCUGUUAACAAAUAAUGAUGACAAUGUUUUGACAACAGGCCGACUUCAUAUUGAUAAAAGAUGUUUAAGUUUAAAACGUAAACAUUCAAAUGAUGAUACUAAUGAGGAAGAAGUUGAUAAUGUUAAUGAUGAGAAAUCGAGGAAAUUAUCGACAAUUCAAAGAAAACCUAGCCCAACAGCAGGUCUAUACAAUCAGUUUUUGCAUGUUUGUUGUCUUAAUAUUGAUGAAACAGUAUUAAAAAAUUCCGAGUUUUGUGACGCAUUUUAUCCAAGAAUCAUUAGAUUCGUGAUUACUAUGCUCAGUUUAGCUGAAAUUAAAUUGACUUCUCUGUCUAAUGUCAUUGAAAAUUUGAAAAAGUUUUACCCCACUAUUGAUUAUGAAGUUGUCAGAAUAAAAACAAUUGGCGAUAAAAAUUUACAGGAUCCAUUGGCCAAUAUCGGCGAUAAAGGUUUAUUCACAAAAGAACUCGAAAUUGAACUAGAAAAAAACAGCAUUGAUUUUGUUGUUCAUUCGUUGAAAGAUGUUCCGUCAACUGUUUUACCCCCGAAUAUGAUUAUUGGUGCCAUUCUCGAUCGUGCUGAUCCGAGAGAUGCAGUUGUCAUUGCACCAUGGCGUACAGAGAAAUCGUUAAAUGAGUUACCUGAUGAAAGUGUUAUUGGAACGAGCUCUACACGUCGUAUUGCUCAGUUGAAAUUAGCUUAUCCAAAAUUUCAAUAUAAAAAUAUUCGUGGUAAUAUGAAUACAAGAUAUGAAAAACUUUCAGACAAAACAUUGGGCUAUGAUGCCAUGAUAGCGGCUGUCGCUGGAUUACAACGACUGAACUGGACAGAUCGAAUUAGUGAGAUAAUUGAGCCCGAUAUCGUUUUGUAUGCGAUAGGUCAAGGCGCAUUGGGCAUUGAAUGUCGUCACGAUGAUAAUGACACGAUAAAAAUGUUGUCUGUAUUAAAUCACGCCCCGUCUGUUAUUCGUUGCAUUGCUGAACGUUCGUUUUUACGACGGAUCGGCGGCGGCUGCAGUGUACCGAAUGCUGUUCGAACGCAAUAUGAUGGAAAAGAGCUGAUCAUCGAUGGCAUAUUAUUGAAUUUAGAUGGAACAAAAUUUGUUAAAGAUCGCAUUGUUGAUUCUGAUUUAACUAUAUCAAAAAAUAGUUUACGUGGAAAUAUCAAAUUUUUUGUGCAAAAAGACGAUGUACCAAUUAUCGAGAAUAAAACUUUAGAUGUACCAACAGAGGGAGAAGAUUUAGUCCCUAACUUAAAAAGAAAACGUACAAGCGAAGAGGAUGAUGUAAGUGGAUUUCCUACGAGUAAAAAAGCGCUUAUUAAAGAACCCCUUUAUCGUCAUUUUGCACAUGUUUGUUGUCUCGAUAUCGAUGAAACAAUAUUGGAAAAUGCGGAAUUGUGCGGUACAAAUUUGGCUGUUAGACUUAGUCAAUUGGGUGCUGAAAGUAUUCUCGAAGAAAUUAGACAGUCUGUUACUGUACAUCCCAUUGUUACAAAUGAUUGA